This is a messenger RNA of Esox lucius (northern pike), 782 nucleotides long. Its product is annotated as ERH mRNA splicing and mitosis factor. The coding region runs from base 98 to 415 and encodes 105 amino acids. NCBI's taxonomy places the organism in Eukaryota, Metazoa, Chordata, Actinopteri, Esociformes, Esocidae. The record is from RefSeq and is a predicted model, not a curated record. The transcript has 4 exons.
UCAAGUGUACGUAAUUUCCGCUUUUACAUUUCUGCUAGUAAAUCGAGUAGCACGAGAAUUUUUGGAGAAAGACCACCGUGAACCAAUUAUCAAAAACAUGCAGUCUCACACAAUCCUGCUGGUCCAGCCUACCAAGAGGCCAGAGGGAAGGACGUAUGCUGAUUAUGAAUCAGUCAACGAAUGCAUGGAAGGUGUGUGUAAGAUGUACGAGGAGCACCUAAAGCGAAUGAACCCCAACAGUCCAUCAAUCACGUAUGACAUCAGUCAGCUGUUUGACUUCAUCGAUGACCUGGCUGAUCUCAGUUGCCUGGUGUACCGCGCGGACACACAGACAUAUCAGCCCUACAACAAGGACUGGAUCAAAGAGAAGAUCUACGUCCUGCUUCGUCGCCAGGCUCAGCAGGCUGGGAAAUGAGACCAUGGCCGCGUUCCAGGCUGACCGGCCUGCAGGCGCACGCAGGACCUUGCCGCGCCGCCAACGAGAAGGCUUGCAGCCAUUGGACGCAAACGUCUGCAGUGUGGUUUGCCUGUAACGUGACCGGUCUUUGGUGUCACUUCAGAGGUUAUUAGGGUGGGGGUGGGGUUGUUGGAUUGGAAGGGAGAUGGGUUGAGUUGUUAGUCAGGGAUAUUUUACUGUUAUAAGUUGCUUUAAUGAGAGAUCUUUUGUAGUGGGAUGGGUCGAUGCAGUGUGAAUUGUUUUAAUUGUUGGUAUUUAAAAAUGUUUCCUCCUUUAUGAAGUUUUUGUCUUUACUUAAAAUAAAACACCCCAAAAAGGAUGGGUU